AUGACAGACAACAGUGACAGCCAAAACAGGUCUGAGCAACAGGUUAACUUGAGUGAGGGCACUAGUCCCUUUGACAGCUAUGAUGAUGGGAGCAGAAGUACUCCUAGCAACCUGCCUAAGGCUGCUACUAGGCAGAGAGUUAAGAGAAACUCAGAUUCUGAGGAUGAAGAUUAUGUUGCUAAUGAGGAAGUCACUUCAAGGAAAAAGGUUGUCAAGAAAGAGUUUGGCACAGCAGCUUCAACCAAGCCAGGUAUGAAGAAGGCACCAGCCAAAAGGAUCCCAAUGUCCAAAGCCAGAGCCUCAACACAGGAAACCAUUGAGUUCACUCUUCAACCAAAGGAGGCUGGUGAAUGCAAGAAGAGGAAGGAAACGGUCAGAAAGACCAUUGCCAGGGUCAUUGGCAGAUCCUCAAUGAUGAGAGACCCAGCUGAGGAUGAGGAAGAGGAUGAAGGGGAUGCUGCACCAGCCCCCAAAACUCAGAAGUUGAUGGGGGAUGCCAUCAAGAACAUACCAGCUGCUGAGAAGAAUAAGGCCCGAGUGCCUGAAGUUGAAGAAGAAGAAGCCCAAGUGCUUAGAAAGCUCAAGCCCAAAAUUCCAGAUCAUGAUGAUACACAUCCAGUUGUUGAGAACAUGAAGAUAAGAAAGGAUGCAGAUCUCAGGCUAUGGAGGCAGACAGACCCAUAUGCCACCAGAAGAAGGAUUGUUGUAGACUAG
This is a messenger RNA of Aegilops tauschii subsp. strangulata, 714 nucleotides long. The record is from RefSeq and is a predicted model, not a curated record. NCBI's taxonomy places the organism in Eukaryota, Viridiplantae, Streptophyta, Magnoliopsida, Poales, Poaceae.